Dentiscutata heterogama is the source of this 2781-nucleotide messenger RNA. Lineage: Eukaryota; Fungi; Glomeromycota; Glomeromycetes; Diversisporales; Gigasporaceae. The record is from the annotation of a GenBank genome assembly.
CAUCUUCCCGUGGAUUCCAGCAACAAUUCAAUUUAUUUUCACAUUCAUCCUGUUGUAUUCCAAGGUUUCCAACAGCAAAAACGCGCUUCACAUUUUUCUUUCGUUAUACCAAAGUAUCCGCAAUCUUUGGAUGGAUCAGAUAAACUGCAAGUAUCAGUCUGGAUGUCACUAUAUCCCGAAAUUGAAGUUUCAUUGAAUGUUAUUUGUAAUAAAGACUUUAUUCGCGUAAAUGCUCCAUCCUUAAAGAUAGGCAACCAUAACCAAACGUAUAUAAGUGGUGAUUUGGAACUGAGGGAGGAGGGAUGCGGUAACUAUGGGCCAGACCUUGAAAGACUUAAAUUCUUUGUUGAGCACCAAACUGCGAAUCGACUACAUUUAAAAAUAUUUGAUCCAACAAAAUCAAGAUAUGAGAUCCCUGAAGACAUUGUUCCAAUUUCGUCAAUCGAGCCAGUCCAAACAAUCCAAAGCGAUUCUCUUUAUCAAUUCUCAUAUAAAACCGAUCCGUUUACAUUUUCGGUAGUACGCACCUCAAAUCAGGAACAAAUAAUAAAUACUGAUGUAUCUGGAGUGGAUUCACUUGUGUUCGAAGACCAAUAUUUAGAAAUAACAUUCGAACUACCAGAUGAUCCUAAUAUAUUUGGUCUCGGUGAAGUAGUUCGGCCUUUGCGAAGGGAUCCACGUGGUACUUUCCAAACAUUAUGGAAUAGAGACGCUGCAACACCUACUGACGAAAACGUAUACGGUGACCAACCAUUUUAUAUGGAAAUACGAAAUGGCACUGCGCAUGGCGUGUUUUUACGAAAUUCUAACGGAAUGGAUGUGACAAUCAUUCCAGGGAAUCCUCCUAAAUUGACUUGGAAAGUGAUUGGAGGUGUGUUCGAUUUUUACUUCUUUCUUGGUCCAACUCCUGCAGAUGUGAUCGCACAAUAUACAGAGCUGGUAGGAAGACCUGCAUUACCACCGUAUUGGGCUCUCGGCUAUCAUCAAUGUCGAUGGGGAUAUCACAAUGUAUCAACCCUCUAUAAUGUUGUUUCUGAAUUCCGCAAUCACAAAAUUCCUCUUGAAACAAUUUGGAACGACUUGGAUUACAUGGAAGGAUUUAAAGAUUUUACUUGGAAUUCCAUAAAUUAUCCACGUGAAGAAAUUGCCAAAUUUGUAAAUAUAUUACAUGAGAAUGAUCAACAUUAUGUGGUCAUAGUUGAUCCUGGUAUAAAAAUUGAGCAUGGAUAUUGGGCAUAUGAUGAGGGUGUCAAGAGAGACAUUUUUAUUAAAAAUGCAAGAGGAGAAAAUAUAGUCGGUCAAGUUUGGCCUGGAUUGACUAAUUUUCCUGAUUGGUUUAACAAAGAUACCGAAAAAUAUUGGGGUGAUGCUAUCGAGAAGUGGUUAUAUAAUGUUGAUGUUGACGGAUUAUGGAUCGAUAUGAAUGAGCCGGCAAGUUGGUGCAGAGGCGAAUGCACAGAUGUCAACAUUGUAGAACAAAUUUUGCCUUAUGGUCAAGCAAAUGAUCAGGAAAUUAAUAAUAUUUUGAAUAACGGACCUGGCUCAAUUACUUCCCCGGCUACUAUAAUGUAUAAUUCGAAUCUAAAUGAUCCACCAUAUAGGAUAGACAAUGGUGGUGCGAGAUUACCAUUAGAUUCACUUACGUUAUCUAUGGAUGCACGACACGCAAAUGGAUUUCUAGAAUAUGAUGUACAUAAUUUGUAUGGGCAUAUGGAAGCGAUGACAACAUGGAAAGUAUGGACUAAAAGGUUUGGAAAAGGAAAGAGACCGUUUAUUAUCACAAGAUCAACUUUUGCUGGUACAGGAAAAUAUGCAGGACAUUGGACAGGUGAUAAUUCAGCAGGGUGGGAUGAUUUAUACUUGUCAAUACCUGGUAUUCUGAAUUUUCAAAUAUUUGGUAUACCUUUGGUUGGCGCGGAUAUAUGUGGGUUUAAUGGUCGUACUACCGAAGAGCUAUGUCUUAGAUGGAUACAACUUGGAUCAUUUUAUCCUUUCAUGAGGAAUCAUAAUGCAUUAUUAGAAAGCUCUCAAGAACCAUAUAUUUGGCCAUCAGUAGCUGCAACAUCUCGCAGAUACCUACGUAUUCGAUACUCACUUCUUCCAUACUACUAUACACUCUUCUAUGAAUCCCACACAUAUGGUUCCAUGGUCCUACGACCUCUGUUCGUUGAAUAUCCGCAUAUUAAGUCAGCGUUAGUAGUUGAUAAGCAAUUUAUGCUUGGAGGAGGAAUAUUAGUUUCACCUGUAUUGUUACCACAAAAGUUUGAAGUGAAAGAUGCUUACGUACCGCCUGGAAUAUGGUAUAACUUUUAUUCACACAACAUAAGUUUUGAAGUUCAUGAUAAUUCAGGCAUAUACUCUGAUAUCAAAGCACCUUUGAAUGAGAUGCCAAUACAUUUAAGAGGCGGGCAUAUUAUACCAAUGCAACGCCCCAGAAUGACUACAGCACAAAGUAGAAAGACGAAUUAUUAUCUGACAAUUUCAUUGGAUGAGAAUAAAAGUGCCAAAGGAACUUUGUAUUUUGAUGAUGGUGAAAGUUUAGAUGUCAAAGGCAAAUAUACUUACAUCUCAUAUACAGUAUAUAAUCAAAGUACUUUAGUUGCAGAUGUUAAUUGGUGUGGAUACGAUGAUGGUAUUAUACUAGAUAAAAUCAUAAUUCUAGGAAUUAAUAGGGUUGCAAGUGCAAAAGAUGACGGAAUCGUUUUAAAGAGAAAAGUUAGCAGAGCUACACUGAAUGGAAUUGAAUUUGAGAUGAAAGAGGUGAUGGCAGUUUAUGGGUAA